Messenger RNA from Zasmidium cellare ATCC 36951, 789 nucleotides. RefSeq lists its product as uncharacterized. The transcript has a single exon. The record is from RefSeq and is a predicted model, not a curated record. Lineage: Eukaryota; Fungi; Ascomycota; Dothideomycetes; Mycosphaerellales; Mycosphaerellaceae. Bases 1 to 789 code for a protein of 262 amino acids. Gene Ontology annotation, molecular function: carbon-sulfur lyase activity.
AUGACAACCCAAACAAUAACCCACAUCGUCCUCUUCAAAUACCGCUCCAACAUCACCUGGACCGACUUCGAAUCGCACUUCUCCGCCUUCUCAUCCCUCAAAGACCGCUGUCUCCGAAAUGGAAAGCCAUACAUGCUUUCGAUGCGUAUGGGCAAAAACCGCAGUUGGGAGCCCUACAGCAAAGGCAUGACGCACGGUUUCGUCCUCGAAUUUGCCUCCCAAGACGAUCUGGACUAUUACCUCACGCAAGAUCAAGUCCAUGCAGAGUUCUCGAGGAAUGCGAAGUCGUUCAUUGAAGACAGCGUGGUGGUGUAUAUCACGGAUGGAGUUUUGUUCGGCGUGGCGGCCCGACAUCCCUCCUUGAAGCGAGAAGGCGCGUAUGCCGGAUCGUGUCAUUGCGGAGAGUUGAAGUGGGCGGCGAAGUUGGAUAAGGCGGAGCAUGUUCUAUGCCAUUGUAGGACCUGCCAGAAGCUCGGAGGAGGACUGUACAGCUGCAACCAGAUCAUUGCGAGAGAAGAUCUCACAAUGCUACAAGGCGAACCCAGAGUGUAUACGUACAAAGGGGCCUCUGGGAAAGAUGUGCGGUGUUUCUUCUGCGGGACCUGCACGAGCCAUGUCUAUCAUCACCAGGACGCCAUGCCGGACAAGGUAAUUGUGAGGACAUUGUUGCUUGAGGGAGGGAGCCAGAUGCCGGCAACGGGAGAGAUCUUUGCUGAAGGACGCUUGCGGUGGGUGAGAGACCUGAGGGACUCGUUCGACACCCCUGAAGGUAGCGAACCAAGCGAAUAA